This is a messenger RNA of Rhizoctonia solani, 483 nucleotides long. RefSeq names its product Retrotransposable element Tf2 protein. The transcript has a single exon. The record is from RefSeq and is a predicted model, not a curated record. Gene Ontology annotation, molecular function: nucleic acid binding. Gene Ontology annotation, biological process: DNA integration. NCBI's taxonomy places the organism in Eukaryota, Fungi, Basidiomycota, Agaricomycetes, Cantharellales, Ceratobasidiaceae. Bases 1 to 483 code for a protein of 160 amino acids.
AUGAAAUCCUCUGCCAAGGAAUGGGUCAAAUGCUGCCCUACCUGUCAAGCAAAUUGGAGAGCUCAUGCCCCAGCAAUUGCCCUAAAACCCUUAGAAGUUCCCCUGUUUCUGUUCCACACCAUCUUGUACAACUUCAUCACAGGGUUCCCCAAGUCCCAAGGGCACAAUGCCAUACUGGUGGUCAUAGAUUCCUUCUCCAAAUUUGGCCACUUCAUCCCUACUUCAAAGAAGGUAUCAGCUAAAGGACUGGCAGACCUAUUUGUCACACAUGUCUGGAAACUACAUGGGUUACCAGUCAAAACAGUGUCAGACAGAGGGACUAUGUUUACAGGAAAGUUUCUAAGGGCACUCUACCAACAGCUAGGCAUCAGACCAUCCUUCUCAUCAGCCUAUCACCCAGAAUCCAAUGGUCAAACAGAAAGGGUAAACCAGUUCAUCAAGUUCUACCUCAGGUCCUAUGUCACAGCAGAUCACUCAGACUGA